Molecule: messenger RNA, 1827 nt
Organism: Vigna angularis (adzuki bean)
Lineage: Eukaryota; Viridiplantae; Streptophyta; Magnoliopsida; Fabales; Fabaceae
Product: phosphoglycerate kinase, chloroplastic
Exons: 6
Coding region: 190-1620 (476 amino acids)
Biological process (GO): glycolytic process; gluconeogenesis
Cellular component (GO): cytosol
Molecular function (GO): ADP binding; ATP binding; phosphoglycerate kinase activity
Source: RefSeq, a predicted model, not a curated record
GAUCUUGAACCUCUCCUGAACGAUAAGAGAAAUCCAAAAUCCUCUCACCACACCCAAUCGUUCACCCUUUGUACUUCACGUCCACAUCUUUCGUCUCUCUCCUUUCACCAAAUACUAUCAAACCUCUUCUUUCGCACUCGUUUUUUCUUCACACUCACUCAAAUCAAACACUCUCUUUCUCUCUCUGCAAUGGCCUCAGCCGCAGCCCCCACCACUUUCUCUCUGCUCCACUCCGCCACCUCCACCUCGUCUUCCUCGCGCGUGAAGCUCUCCUCCUCCCUCCGCGUCCGCCCGCUCACGCGCCACCUGGGGUUCAGGGUGGCCGACCCGCUGCUGGCAGCGAAUGUGGCGGCGCGGGUGGCCGCGGUGAGGGUCGGGAGGGGCAGGAGAGGGGUGGUGUCGAUGGCUAAGAAAAGCGUGGGCGACCUGACUACUGCGGACUUGAAAGGAAAGAAGGUGUUCGUGAGGGCUGACCUCAACGUCCCGCUCGACGACAACCAGAACAUCACUGACGACACCAGAAUCCGAGCCGCCAUUCCCACCAUCAAAUACCUCGUUGAAAACGGCGCCAAAGUCAUCCUCUCUAGCCACUUGGGGCGACCGAAGGGUGUCACUCCCAAAUACAGCUUGGCUCCUCUUGUAUCUCGGAUUUCUGAACUCCUUGGUUUCCCGGUUGUCAAGGCUGAGGAUAGUAUUGGUCCAGAAGUGGAAAAGUUGGUGGCUUCUCUUCCAGAAGGAGGUGUUCUUCUUCUAGAAAAUGUGAGGUUUUACAAGGAGGAAGAAAAGAAUGAUCCUGAGCAUGCAAAAAAGCUUGCCUCUCUAGCAGAUCUGUUUGUGAAUGAUGCAUUUGGUACUGCUCAUAGGGCACAUGCAUCAACAGAGGGGGUUACUAAAUACUUGAAACCAUCUGUUGCUGGUUUUCUUUUGCAAAAGGAACUUGAUUACCUUGUUGGGGCAGUAUCAAGCCCAAAAAGACCAUUUGCUGCCAUUGUUGGUGGUUCCAAGGUCUCAUCUAAAAUUGGAGUGAUUGAGUCACUUUUAGAAAAGGUUGAUAUCCUUCUUCUUGGUGGAGGAAUGAUCUUCACAUUUUACAAGGCACAAGGUCUUUCAGUGGGUUCUUCCCUUGUAGAGGAAGAUAAAUUGGAUCUUGCUACAUCACUACUUGCAAAAGCCAAGGAAAAGGGGGUGUCUCUCUUGUUACCAAGUGAUGUGGUGAUUGCGGACAAAUUUGCUCCCGAUGCAAAUAGCAAGGUCGUGCCAGCAUCUGCCAUCCCUGAUGGCUGGAUGGGAUUGGAUAUUGGUCCAGAUUCUGUUAAAUCAUUCAGUGAAGCAUUGGGUACAACCAAAACCAUCAUAUGGAAUGGACCAAUGGGAGUGUUUGAAUUUGACAAGUUUGCUGUUGGUACAGAGGCUAUUGCCAAGAAGCUAGCUGACCUCAGUCAAAAUGGAGUCACCACGAUUAUUGGAGGAGGUGAUUCUGUUGCAGCUGUAGAGAAAGUUGGAGUUGCCAAUGUCAUGAGCCACAUAUCUACUGGUGGUGGUGCCAGUUUGGAGUUAUUGGAAGGCAAAGAGCUUCCUGGAGUCCUUGCUCUUGAUGAAGCCACACCAGUCCCUGUGUAAGACAAUUUUCAGCUUGGAAAAUUUUCCCAUCCUGAGUUGUCAGUCUUGUGAAAGAGCAUGUGUUUUAGGACCGAUCCGAGUCUGUUAGUGUAAAUUUAAUCAUGCUUGAGUUAUUGACUUCACUCAUAAAUUGCGUGUAACUGUAAACACUGGCUGAGAGCCAUAAAUUCAAAUAAAUCCUUGAGUUGCUGCCAGAAGCAUUUUGCA